AUGGAAUGUGUCAUGCUGAGUCCAGAGUGCCGGUUUAGAUGGGAGAAGAUCCCUGCUGCUGUGCAGGACAGCGUGCACGUGGAUACCGAUCAGAAAGCCAAGCUGGCGGCGGACGAGACACAAAGCAAGGUGGAGGAGGGGGAUGUGGAGCAGGCCGACGAGGGGCCGGAUUGCCCAGCAGGCAGGGACUCCCCCGGGCCGCGUGGAAAGAUAGUGCGCGUUGAGCUGGAGUGGGAGAUCCCCAUGUCGGUGACGCUGCCUGUUGAGGUGCAGCCCGACCCGGCGCACCAACCCUUCCCCUUCCUGGAUACGACACUGGCUGACCUGGGCAUCCAAGAGUCAGAAGUGAAGGAGAGGGUGGUGUGGGUUGACACCAAGAAGACGCAGGUUAAGAACAAAGCGGGGAAGCUGAAGGAGAAAGAGAUCACCAUCCUAGAGGUGAGAGUGAAAGCCCAGAAACCUGGUGACAAACAGCUCCAGGAGGUCCUGUACAGCACCGAGGCCCACACUGACCGCUCCUUCUGCCGCACAGGGAUGGAUAUCCUGCCCUGGAAACAAAUAUCUACAGGUCUGGAAAGGCUGCAGUCUGACACCUGUUGGCUCAGAUUUAUUGAGUAUCUGUGCAGCUGUGAGCUCAUAGUUAACGUGGAGGAUUUAUUUCUGUACGAGCACAAUCAGCCAGACCUCAGUGUGCAGCGACCUCUCAGAUAACAGCUGAAGUGUCAGACUGAUGUAGAUCACAGCUGUGUGCCAGAGCCUCCAGCAGUGCAGGGAGAUCAGCUGUGUCCAGAUAAAACCUUUGACCUCAACACUGUGGCGUUUGUGAAAAUGUGUUUGACUUGUCCAACUCACAACCAAUUAUUUGUUUUCUUUAUAGGUGAUAGAAUGAGGAGCUUCAGGUUGUUGUGUGACUAAAGUUGAUGUAAACAUCAGAAAUAGAGACACUAAUAGUAAUAAUCAUAGAAAAAAAAAAGGACAGCUUCAUAGGGCUGUUUUGCUAGCUGCUACAAGGGUGCGGUAUCUAUCCCUCUCAUCAUGAGCACGUACUGAUACAUCUAGAUGAAUUAAAAUAAAACCCUUUUUCUGUCUGGGUCAGGGGAGAACGGACUGACACCGGUUCAGAUGACCAUGGCAUUGGAAAACCAGCAGCCUGAAGUUACCGAGGCCCAGGAACAACGGGAGAUCUGAGGACAGUCACCAUCACGAGUCCACCGCAGAGCACCAGUUCUGAACUCCAUUUUGAAUUCAGGAUGCAAGUUUGCCUUUAUUUAGAGGAUUCAAAGUAAUCAGUUUCUCUUUCUACAUUGAGGCGAGGUUGAAUGGCUUGAAAUUAACAGCACGGCAAAACUUGAUAUUUGUAGCAUUUGAAAAUCUCUUGCACAUUGCUCUUGUCAAAGAGUAGUUAGAGGUUUUUUUUAACAGACUGAACAGGAACAGCACCAACAGAAAUGGGCUGGUUCAAGCUGAGCUGCAGUGAGCACUAACACAGUGUACAGAGGAUAAACUAAUGGCUGUUUCUUUUCUUUAUGUAUGGAACAACUGAGUGUGGCCUUUAAUUAGCUCAGUAUUGUGUCACUGUGGCGUUCACACAACAAACAGCCCAUUAGGGACACCCCUCUGCAUGCAGCAGAUAAGUCCCAGCGUAAGGCAACAUGAGCGGAGAACACACAGGGAUGAGAACAUUACAGUCCACUGCUUUACACCAGGGAUAUGGGAAUGAAAAAUUAAAUUUAUCAGGAGAUCAAAUUCAUUGCUUCACACUCAGAUAGCCAGAAGUCUUCAAACAGUGGCAAAAACAGGACAGUUGCAGCGAAUGGAAGCACUUCACAGGAAUGACAGGCAAACAAAAAAACAAAAGGUAACAAGACAGGAUGGUAAACCGUAACUCUUAAAAUAAUAAAAAUUCAACAUAGCAUGCAUAUAGGACAAUAAAUUAAAAGUGAAUAACUGCUGAAUGUGACAAUGUAUACUAGACAAGUUGAAGUGCUUUUUUCAAAUCAGUUUGGGGAAUCAAAUAACUGUCCCAUUUUCCACCCACAGUAUCAAAAUGUAUUGUUUUGGCUGGCUUUCACACGAGAGUGGAAGGGUGUGUGUGUGUGUGUGUGUGUGUGCUACGAGGCAGAGAUGGCCGCGCUGAGUUUAGCCUGCUG
Messenger RNA from Acanthopagrus latus (yellowfin seabream), 2150 nucleotides. RefSeq lists its product as uncharacterized. NCBI's taxonomy places the organism in Eukaryota, Metazoa, Chordata, Actinopteri, Spariformes, Sparidae. The record is from RefSeq and is a predicted model, not a curated record. Bases 1 to 711 code for a protein of 236 amino acids. The transcript is spliced from 4 exons.